This is a messenger RNA of Xenopus laevis (African clawed frog), 4708 nucleotides long. It is a transcript of the gene ube2d4.L, whose product is annotated as ubiquitin conjugating enzyme E2D 4 (putative) L homeolog. Gene Ontology annotation, molecular function: ligase activity; ubiquitin conjugating enzyme activity. NCBI's taxonomy places the organism in Eukaryota, Metazoa, Chordata, Amphibia, Anura, Pipidae. The transcript has 7 exons. Gene Ontology annotation, biological process: protein ubiquitination. The record is from RefSeq and is a predicted model, not a curated record. The coding region runs from base 201 to 626 and encodes 141 amino acids.
GGCUAUAAAGCGUAGUAGCCGCUCGCGGAGCCUUAGGUUAACACUGGGCGGGUCGGAAUUAAAAUCGGCCGCGUGAUUGGACCGUAAAGCCGAACCAAGGGCAGCGCGUAGCAUCUGCGAGAUAAUGAGCACUUUUUCAGGCUACUGCGCAUGUGCAGGAAAGAAUCAAGGCCUCGCCCCACGAGUUGUGCGCCUACGUGAUGUGGGAGCUGAUGGAUUUGCAGAGGGAUCCUCCAGCACAGUGUUCCGCUGGUCCCGUGGGAGAGGAUUUGUUCCAUUGGCAGGCGACCAUUAUGGGUCCUAAUGAUAGUCCUUUCCAAGGCGGAGUUUUCUUCCUCACAAUUCACUUUCCUACAGAUUACCCCUUUAAACCUCCCAAGGUGGCGUUUACAACAAAGAUUUAUCACCCAAACAUAAACAGCAACGGAAGCAUCUGCCUGGAUAUCCUAAGGAGCCAGUGGUCACCAGCCCUAACUGUGUCCAAAGUUCUGCUAUCCAUCUGUUCUUUACUCUGUGACCCAAACCCAGAUGAUCCUCUGGUGCCAGAGAUUGCUCACACGUAUAAAGCAGACCGGGAGAAGUACAACAGACUAGCAAGAGAAUGGACACAGAAAUAUGCAAUGUAAUGCUCCCUUAAUAGCUCAGCCAGACUGACAGACUGGAGAGGGGAGAGAGCCUCAGAUAGAGGCCAGUCCUUCCCUCAUCCCCUUAAAAUCAUCUUGUGCCAACAUGCUCACAAUGUUUUUAUAUCAACUCCGAACCAAAAAAAAAAAUCCCAGAAACUCCAAGGAUGAGCCCCACAACAUACCACCUCCCCUGGCCUGGCUGAGAAUUAGUCCUGCCCUCUCCCUUUGAAAUCUGCUGCUGUAACGUCGCUCUGCCUCCCUGUGUUUAUUUUUUCACCCCCUCCCAUCUUGCAAAGCCCUUGUCCUGCUUUCCACUGUGAAGCCCCCUUUGGAUCUUGUGCAAGAAGCUCAUAUCACUUUACCUACUUUAAAUAACUCAGGACACCAAAUGUUGAAUUGGGGUGGGUCCCAGGAACCCCCACCUUCUAUUUUUCUUCUACUGUCUCCCACACCAGAAUGACAUGGAUGGCAACUGCCAUUAAAGAAAGGAGAGAGAGAGACAGACACAUUACGCCUUUGGAAAGAAGCGUGGGAGUGUCUGUGUCAAGGCCCUCGAGGAUUCCUCUCAAGGAAAAAGUACAUCUUGAAUGCGUUAUCUGCCAUCGUUUCCCUCCCAAGAGCAAAGGAGCCUGGGAAAACAUGGCACAGCUUUUAAAGCAGCUCACAACACUCGGUGCUGUUUUAAAGGUUACACCCCCUGAAUGUGUGACACACUUUAUCAAUGUACAAUAUUUUUACCGAGAGCUGUAUCCUGAAAGCCAUCAUUGUCCAGAGAAUCCUUUGAUGUGUGUCGGUGAUCAGUAGCUAUUAGCAGUACAUGUGCUCCUUAACAUUUCAACAUCAUGGCUGCCUAAUCCAGCUGCCAUUUUUUUUUAUUCUGUAGUUAUUACUAACUCAUUGCAUGUUUUUCAUUUUGCGUGGGAUACCUUAGAAAAGUCUGCCACUAGCAUAUGAGGAAAUCGUUAAUACCCCCUCAACGUCAUUUAAAGGAACUUGUUAAAGGCUGCAAGAGUUAAAUGCUUGCCAUUCCUACCUGCUGUACAAUUUACUAAAGGUAUGAGCAAUGUUUUAAGGGCCUACCCUGUGAGCUUCUCUCUGUCCCGGCCUACCUCAUUCUGAAUACUGGGACAAAUUACACCAAGCUUUACAAAGCUGUGCAAAUGUGGGUAUAACGAUGUACAGAAUGCACAACCUCUGCUUCUUUAUAUUGAGAAACCCCUUUCCCCCCCAUAAGGAUGCUGAUCCUCCAGAAAUAAGCUUCAUUGUGUCCGCAUCCCUUCUGUAUAAUGAUGCCGGGUGUAUAAUUCAAGCGCUGCUGAAUGAACAAACUUGCUGCAUUGUCUAUUUACGUCCGAGUUCCUAUUUGACACAAAAUGUCUUUUUCCUAUAAAAUUCAUCAAAGGCAGCUCCUGUAGAUUAAUAUCAAAAUAAUUUAUUAGAAUGCCUCCUGCUAUUUCAAACUGUGCUGGAUCAUACUCUGCAUCACUAUAUAAAGCAGCAGUUGGUGUUGCCUUUUAUCAGUGCUGGGCAAGUCUAAGAGUUGAUGGUGGUAGCAGUGAUGCAAAAUGACCAAUGGGGCCCCCGCUUAUCACCUUUGUGCAUCACCACUCCUUUAGCCAGCCAGGGAGCUGAAACUAUAGAAAGCCAAACUAAUGUUGUAGAAAAGUAGAUGAGGUACAUGCCUAUGACUCCUCCUCCUGUUGCACCCUAGCCAUGUGCCUCUUUUGCCUAGUUGCAGCCCUGCCCAUUAUAGUUCACUAGUUCAUCAAUGAUUACCUAAGUCUCAUUUACAACAAGCUUAACAUUUUCCGUGCAAGUGGCUUGCUCCUUCCUAUAUUUGUGUUCUUAACCUGCUGGUUAUAAUAAUAUAAUAGAGGUGUAUGUGUAUUAUAAGGCCUUGUGCACACUACAAUCAUGGCACACCUUGUGAACUCUCAAACUCUGCAGUGCUGCUUAUCAUUAACAGUUUCUAACACUAUUGCUAUAGGUGCAUUUCAGCCCAGAAUGUGCAUUUUGACAUAAAAUGUAGUGAUUUCAGGCAGAUUUCCAUUAUAGUCAAUGACAGGCAGCACAAGGGUAAACAGACUGUUACAUUUGCUGUGAGCCUAAUGAUCUGUGUAUCGUGGUUAAUAAUCAACUCUUAAGCUCUCAUCUGAUAUGUAUGAUCUAUACUAUACUCGCUCCUACAGUGUCUUUAGGUUUAGGGUGGUGGCACACGGGGAGAUUUAGUCACCUGCGAUAAAUCUUCACUAUUGUGGGUGACUAAUCUCCACAAAAUGCCUUCCCGCCAGCAAGAAUGUGAAUCGCACAUUCGGUUUUAGUCGGCCGAAAUCGCGACUUCGGAAAACCGAAGCUAUGCAUAUGCCAUCCCACCGGCAAUUUGCGUUCUUGCUGGCGGGAAGGCAUUUUGGGGAGAUUAGUCGCCCGCAAUAGUUAAGAGUUUUCACAGGUGCCUAAAUAUCCCCGUGUGCUUUCAGCCCAGUGUAUUAGUUGAUUAAAAAAAAAAGAAUGAUGAUGGAAGAAAACCUCUGCAUUAAAGGAUAAGUAAACCUUAAAAAAAACUGUAAAUUUGCUCUGAUUGCUUUUCUAAACACUUUUGCAAUUUACUAUUUCUUUUUUUAAAGAGCUAUUUAAGUUUUUAUUAACUACCUGCUGGUAAGUUCCUUUAUCUGUACUAAAUAUAACUUCAAAAGGAAAUUAGAAAAAUGUUAUGAUGUUGCUCUGUUUAAGAAGUAGAUGGCAAAGGGCAUCUGAAGCUUCUGAUCUCUUUUAACAGAGCAACAUCAGAAUAUUUCCCUGUUUUCCUUCUGAAGGUAUAUCUUUUUUUGACUAUAUAGUUUACUGGAACUGACUAGCAAGUGGUGCAGCUGUUGCGAAAGUCAUGAUAUUGGCAGUUAAUAAAAAUGUAAAUAGCUAUGAAACUGAAAACAAUAAACAAUGUAAAGUGUAAAAAUGCUUAGAAAAGCACCCUAAGCAAUUUUGCAUUCAUUUUUUUUAGGUUUACUUCCUAUAUCCUAUUCUUAAACCUAUUAUAAUGUGUAUUGAUCCUAGUGACCCUAAAGGGGUAUUAUCAUGUCUGCAUCUCUGUGCUCCAUAAUGCUAUUUCACACACUGUUCUAUAAGGUGUGCUCUGAGCUAUAUCAACAUAUGGAGAUAAGCACUAACAUAGGGAAGAGUUAUAUUAAUCUACAGGAGGAACAUGAAUAGGUUGAUAUCGGUGGAUGAAGAUAUUUUUUUCCUGCUGAUCAUUGGGGCAAGCAGUGCAAGCUAGAUAGGGGUAUUUGGACUCUACUCAGCCUGAUGCCAGUUGUGGUCAAGAUAUUCAUGUUCCUUUAGAAUUAAAAAAAAAAUAAUAGCUAAAAAGGAGCAUAAGAUAAGUACUUCAAAUAGCAAGAUGGACAGUAUCCCCAGAGUCAUCAAAAAAUAUUUCUUUUAAGGAGACUCACCACGUAUAUGAGGAGGCCCGGGUGCUCUGCCUUGAGCUUCAGCUUAAGGGAGCGGACAUCCCCCUAUUGUGUGUAGGGUAGGCACUCAAAGAGCAGUCCUCCAAGCAGCAGUAGUUAAAAAGUAUUUAUUGAAGUACAAGUAUGGAUUACAGCCUUACACACGUUUCGUGUUCUCACACCACUUAAUAUAGGCUAUGAUUAAGUGUAAGGCUGUAAUCCACACUUGUACUUCAAUGAAUACUUUUUAACUACUACUGCCUGGAGGAUUGCUCUUUGAGUGCCUACCCUACAAACAAUACGGUAGUAACCCCACAGUGUAGACCCUGCUUGAAGAAUAUGAUGGAAAAUGUUUCAGUAGUUCCACAAAAUGAAAGAUAUUUGAAUGUGCAUGUGCUGUUUUUUUUUUAGGAAGUCCCUUUUCCGGACAGGGCAGUGCAUGUGGCUAAGAGUUUAUGAAAAGCAAUCAAUACCCUGUUUUUACACUUUUGCCUUUGUCACUUCCUGUUCGUUCUGAACUACAGCUCCCAGCCUCCCCCUCCAUUGUGUGAAUGGUAGGGAGAGUUGAAAAAUCAACUGUGGAGAGGCAGCUUCAACAAGCACAUACAACUUCAAAUCUCUUGCCUAAGCAGUCUCAUU